GCUCCUCCCCACACAAUGUCAGAUGCCGGAGCAGCACCAGCCAGCCAGGCCUAUCGCUUUGUGGCGUGAAUAUCUGAUUAGUUGGCAACGCAAGCUGAGCGACGAAGCACCGCCUCGCCUCGCCUCGUCUCGUUUAGGAGUACUUGAAUACAUAGAAAAUGUCAUCGGCAGUAGGAGGGCAAUCGGAUGUUGUGGAGGAGCUGUACAACUUCAUCUAUCCACUGGCCGUUAAGGCGGGUGAGAUUCUGAUGGAGGGCUACGAGCGUACCAGCAAGAAUGUCUCCAUUAAGGGAGACUUUUACGAUGUGGUCACCGACUACGAUAACAAAAUCGAAGAUUUUCUGAUGGAGCAGAUACUGGCCAGCUAUCCGGACCACAAGUUCAUUGGCGAGGAGGAAACGGCAAAGAACAAUAAUGUGUCCAAGGAGCUGACAGAUGCCCCCACCUGGAUCAUAGAUCCCAUCGACGGCACAUCGAAUUUCAUUAAACAAAUUCCCCAUGUCUGUGUCUCCAUUGGUUUGUCCAUCAACAAACGGAUCGUGCUGGGUGUCAUUAACAAUCCUGCCCAGAAGAAGAUCUUCACAACGAAGCUGGGACAGGGCGCCUUCUGCAAUGGCAAGCCCAUCCGUGUGAGCAGCUGCGAGAGCAUCAAGGAUGCCAAUGUCGCCUAUGAAGUGUCCCUGCUGCAUGUCCACUCGGUGGCCAACAAGCAUAUCAAACGGAUCUACCACGUGGGACUGAAUGCCAGACGCUUGCUGGCCUACUCCUGUGUGGUGGAUGAGCUGUGCAUGGUGGCCGCUGGUAAUCUGGAUGCAUUCUACAUUGAGGACAUGUAUCCCUGGGACUGUGCUGCUGGUUCCCUGCUAGUGAGUGAGGCUGGGGGCGUGGUCACGCAUCCCUUUGGCGGACCUUUCGAUAUCAUGAAGCCCGAUCUUAUCUGUGCGGGCACAGAGACGUUGCGCAAGGAAAUCGAAGAUCUGUUGCGCAAGGCCGACCGGGAGGAGUCUGUGGGGGGUGUGGCAGUUAAAAAGUAAUUUAAGCAUCACACAUUCCACAAUAAA
This is a messenger RNA of Drosophila obscura, 1061 nucleotides long. Its product is annotated as inositol monophosphatase 2. Gene Ontology annotation, molecular function: inositol monophosphate 1-phosphatase activity. Lineage: Eukaryota; Metazoa; Arthropoda; Insecta; Diptera; Drosophilidae. The coding region runs from base 159 to 1034 and encodes 291 amino acids. The transcript is spliced from 2 exons. Gene Ontology annotation, biological process: phosphatidylinositol phosphate biosynthetic process; inositol metabolic process; signal transduction. The record is from RefSeq and is a predicted model, not a curated record.